CUCCAUAAACCAACACUCAUAUUCCUUCCUGUUUUUAAGUAUGAGAAGAUCCAAGAGCUCACAGGGAUGUCUGGGGCUGCAGUUCCUGCUCCAGACUAUCUCUUUGAAGUUGUGUAUUGUGAUCAAAUGAAUACCAAGUUUGCUGAGACCAAGGGAGAGCGGGACCUCAUCUAUGCCUUCCAUGGGAGCCGCCUGGAGAACUUCCAUUCCAUCCUGCACAACGGCCUGCACUGCCAUCUGAACAGGACGUCCCUGUUUGGUGAAGGCACCUAUCUGACCAGUGACCUGAGCCUGGCUCUGCUCUACAGCCCUCACGGUCUUGGCUGGCAGCGAAGCGCACUGGGCUCUGUCCUCAGCUGUGUGGCUGUUUGUGAGAUCAUUGACCACCCAGAUGUGAAGUGCCAGGUGAAAAAGAAAGAUUCAGAAGAAAUAGACAGAAAAAGAGCAAGAGUGAAGAACAGCGAAGGGGGGGAUGUACCACAGAAAUACUUUGUUGUCACAAACAACCAGCUUUUACGAGUUAAAUACUUGCUAGUAUAUUCACAGAAACAGCAUAGGAGGCCUUCUAGUCAGUCUUCCUGGUUCUACACCCACCGUUUUGCCAUAAUGAUGAUGCUGUACCUGCUGUUGUUGAUAGUGAUUGGGGCCAGCAACUCGCCAACCUUCAUCUACUACUGGCACAGAAUGUUUGACUCGGAGAGAUGAAUCACCCGAGAUAAUAAACUGUUAUUUUCACCAUGUGCCUUAAGAAUAGCUGAUCUGCAAUGCACUGCAUCUGUUCCAGAGCUCUGGAAAUCGAGGUGCCUGGAGCUUUCCAGUUCUGUCACCCAUGUAUUAAAUCCUCAUGGCAUCUCUUCAUUUAUUCUUAUUUCUGUGUUCCUCUGAUUCAUGAGGAUGCCUGGUACAGCUGAAAAGGAUCAUAGUGGUGCAACCUAGCAUGAACCAAUUGUUAAGGGUCCAUGGGAAAAAAGGGUAUUUAAGAUUAAUAAAAACAGUGUGGAAACACUCAGGUGUAACUUAUUUUCUGUCAAGCUGAGGUAUUUUUGCACAACUGGGAAAGGAGAAGUUUUCUGUAUGUCAGGCAAAGCAACCUGUUAGGAGUCUUAUCAGUAUGUCUUCAGAAACUGAAUUUAGUGUUUAGCAUGUAUCCAUGCAGAUGGGAUCACUUUUAAAACUAACUUUGGCCAGGAACUUUUAUAUUUGAGCAUAAUGAUUGUAAGAAAACAAAACCAAUAAACCAACAAGAAAUAAAACAACUGCCAAAAUGGAAGAAGUUAAA
Molecule: messenger RNA, 1279 nt
Organism: Neopelma chrysocephalum (saffron-crested tyrant-manakin)
Lineage: Eukaryota; Metazoa; Chordata; Aves; Passeriformes; Pipridae
Gene: PARP16
Product: poly(ADP-ribose) polymerase family member 16
Exons: 4
Biological process (GO): endoplasmic reticulum unfolded protein response
Cellular component (GO): endoplasmic reticulum tubular network; membrane; nuclear envelope
Molecular function (GO): NAD+ poly-ADP-ribosyltransferase activity; kinase binding; protein serine/threonine kinase activator activity
Source: RefSeq, a predicted model, not a curated record